This is a messenger RNA of Corticium candelabrum, 1143 nucleotides long. RefSeq lists its product as uncharacterized. Gene Ontology annotation, cellular component: nucleus. The transcript is spliced from 9 exons. The coding region runs from base 139 to 1143 and encodes 334 amino acids. The record is from RefSeq and is a predicted model, not a curated record. NCBI's taxonomy places the organism in Eukaryota, Metazoa, Porifera, Homoscleromorpha, Homosclerophorida, Plakinidae. Gene Ontology annotation, biological process: positive regulation of Notch signaling pathway.
GCACCAUCUUGAACUUCAGUUGUUACAUAGCAGCACUUUAAUUCAUUGUUUAUCUUGUAUAACAGACUUGUGGUAAAAUAGUAAAUUUAGCAAACAAAUUUAGCGCGCACAAAAGGCUGAAGUACGAGGCUUCUUAACAUGGCAUCAAAACAUGUGUCUUACCUGAAGAGGGUCAACAACCAGUGUCUUCGGUUGGAGAUAAAAAUAAUGGGGCGGCUGUUGUAUAGAAACAAGAAUCAACACCGCAGAGAAAAGGAAUUUCAAAAGUUACAGAAGCUUCAUAAAUUGGCCAAGAGAGUUUCUGACUCACCAGCUAUUGACACCAUCAACAAACUUCUAAAACAAAUGAUCAAACAUCUUGUUAACAAGUCAGAUUCUGAUAUCACAGAAGAAAACUUGACUAAAGUUUUAGCUGACUUUACAUCAUACGCCGAGCUGAUCAAACAUGCAAUCAGUUUUUGUCAAGACGCAUACUGUGGAAUUGCUCGGCAACUUUCAAUGGCUUGGUUUGUACCAUUUACAUUGACUAUGGUCGCUGCAAUCAGUCGCAUAUGGAUUUGUCUUCGUUUUAUUCUUCUCAAGGUGAAUGAAAUUGAAAGAGCAGUGAGAAAAAUGGCGCAACAACUAGAUAUUGUCAUCAGACAGGCUUCUGGAGCUCCAACUGUCACUCAUGAAGACUCACAGCAGAUAAUAAUGUCACCCUUGGUCUUACAUGCAACUGUUGAUCAUGAUGUCAUGUUUGCUGAAAUGCAUUUGACAGAAAGGGAUUGGAGUAGGGAGCGACACUCAGAGGAAGACGUGUGCAGUGAUACUGCUAAAGUUGAUAUAGGAGAGCCUAUUGCAAUAGACUGGACAAUUGACAGUGAUAAUGACAAAAGAAGAAAAAGGACUAUGAAGCAGAAAGGUUCAGCAAGCAAUAAACGAAGAGGUGAACAUGCUAUACCAGUUUCCAAACGUAAACGUCAAUCAUCUAAGAAAGACUUCAAGCCUAUACAAUAUUGUCACAAAGACUGUGAGAGUGGAAAGACUGUUGAGACCAUUGAUGGUCAUAACAAGGAAGUUGAAUGUCUACCAGAGACAACUAAGUGUGGCAUGAGCAGCGAUACAAUAGAUGAUAUUUUCAGUGUCCUGGACUCACCGUGA